Molecule: messenger RNA, 1812 nt
Organism: Phytomonas sp. Hart1
Lineage: Eukaryota; Euglenozoa; Kinetoplastea; Trypanosomatida; Trypanosomatidae
Source: the annotation of a GenBank genome assembly
AUGCAACUCGACCUUAGCCGCCACACCUUGGAUACGUUCGAUGUUUGCAAACAUCUGACUUCGUAUGCUGCUGCGAACCAUCUCGACGAUGCCUCGUGCACCCUGGCGGCGAUGCAAAUCACGCACCUUGAUUUAUCUUUUAACGCAUUGCAUGUUGUCUCAGGUUUAAAGCACUUGCCACAUCUCAGAGUCCUGAACCUGUCGCACAAUUUAUUGUCCUCGCUUGAAGAUGAGCUGCCGCCGAGACUUUCAAAUUUGAAUAUAUCAUAUAAUAAACUAUCAACCUUGCGAUCCGGGGCACUGCAGCCUUUACAGAAGCUGCAAACGCUCGAUAUCUCCUUUAAUUGCUUGAAAGAUCUCCAUGGUUUUCCGGAAGCACCUGACGCAUUACGAGUUUUAAACGUCUGUGGUAAUCAAUUAACAACCCUCUCAGACAUAAUGCAAUGCAUUCGCUUAGAAGAGCUAUACGCAAAUAAAAACGCUCUAAAAGAAGCAAACGAUCUAUCCGUGCUCGAAAUCCUCACACAAUUGCGCGUUUUCACGCUCUCAGAGAACCCUAUCCUGCUGUUUCCAAAGAAGGUGCAAGCCAUUCACCUGCUGCUGCCACCAGAUCUAGAGCAAAUGGACGUUCCGCCUAUGAAUGUGUUGGACAGUGUAAAUCGCUCUUCUCGUUCAACUUCAACUGCAGUAGCCUCCGUGAAGUGUGAAAACGAUGAGGUGGUCAUCGAUAAUGAAGCCAGUGAGAUCGUGGAGGUGUUGAUGUCGAUACCUAGCGCACAACAAGAGGUUCAGCCUCAUACUUUCUUUAACACCCAGCCCUAUUCGCUGCAGCAGCCGCACGACAUUGCAAGCAUCGAGGCUGACGAAGUUCACGCAAAUGGUUCUUCUAGAGCGUCGAUGGGCUUACCUUCCCCGUCCCGUUCUCACGAGUGCGGGGGAAAUAUUCAACCGGGCUGCCAGAGCCCGCACGAAAAAGAAACUCGAGGGCCACCUCCAGACUUGCAGGGGUCUCUACCAGUGGAGGAAGCAUGGCAACUUGUUCACAAACAGGUCAUGGUCGAGCGCGAGGCCUACCGACUGCAAGUCGAGGCUAUGCAAAAGAAAGUCCAUGACCUUACACAGCUCCUUGAGGAACAACGCGAGGCCACAUUUGCGAUGCUACGCAUCAACGAACAGUUAGGAAAACGCUUGCUACCUACCCUAGCAAAGGGAGGGCGUCGUGAUGUGGGAAUACAAUGUAAUGCCCCGCACAAGGUGAAUGUGGUCUCCAUCACAGAGAACGCCGAUUCCAUGAAGAGGCUUGAUGGCAAUCCGCCAAAACGCUAUCACGCGGCCUCCCCACGCCUGGCAUCUCCACGCACCCGUCCAGAGGCGCCCGCGAUGCCCAACUCCCCCCUUCGCAUCCCACCCCUUGCACCCCGACCCCUCACAGCGGCGUCGACGUCUGGGGGCAAUUCGCCCAAAGAGGACAACUCAAAUGGCUCGAUGCCUCGGCGGCAGCCGCGUUCGCAAUCAGCCUUGGAAGCUCCUCACAAUGGCUCUCUCCGGCAUCCCACCAUACCUUCGAGGCGCAUUAUGUCCCCUUCCCCAACGUCGCCUGUAAUACACAACGACGCGCAGAUGGUAGGACGCGACCAACCUCCGACGCACGGAAGCCUGAACCAACGGGCCGGGCCGAAUGACUUGAAAAUCAGCCGCAAAGUAUCGACAGGGACGCACCCGGCAGAGCCUAAAAGAAAUACACGAGAAGUGGCUACCGCACUCAUGUCCCUCUUGCGCCAUCCAGAUGCAUAUUCCGAUAAAUUCCGUUAG